AUGCGCAUCCCCAUCCGCAAGCAGCUGGCUCUCCUGCUCAUUGCCUCGUCCACGCUCGGCCUCUCGGUCCUGGCCAUCGCCACAUGGCUCACGAACCACGACUUUGUCUUGAGCGUGGCCGCCAGCAGAUUACGCACGACUGCUGUCCUCAAGUCCGCGCAGAUUGCCUACAAUCUGGAGUUGAUGCAGACGGCCGCCACCUUUCUCACGACAAGAACCAUUAUUCAGCAAGCCCUGGAGCGAUACAACAAUGGCUCCAACACUGCUCCGGACAACUGGCUCUUGGCGAGCUCGGAUUUGCGAGCAACGCUUGGCAAUGUUGGCCCUCUGACCAGUCCGCUGAUUCUACAGACGCAAAUAUUCUCGAGGAAUACAUCAGGACCGGCGGGCGCCACCAGUGUCCUCAACGAAACCGGUCCCAUUGCUCAGAUUCGGCUGCCCUGGAGCGAUGAGCAGGGUAACCCGGUAUAUCUCGGAGAUGCAGGCUCCGGCUACCCUCCCUCACUCUAUCCUAACUUGACCAUGAGCAACGACUCGGCUGCAAGCUCUACAGCAAGCUUCAAUGUCACGAUCAGUGGUCAAGCGACCACCAACUCCAUAUCAAGCUAUACCAUCAGCGACGACCCGACUACAGGCUCGACAGCAACCUAUCAAGGGGGCACCCUGGGUCUCCGAUCGACGCUCAUACUGGGUCCAUUGUCCGUCAAUGCCACCUUUUCUCUGCUCUCGUUCACGCUGCCCAUCGUGAGUAACGCGAACAAUACGAAUGUCAUCGGCUGGGCGACGGUAGUGGGAAAUGCCCGACUUAUUCAGCUCGUGCAGCAGGAUCUUCGAGGGCUGGGAACCACCGGCGAAACUCUGUUGCUGGGGCCCACUGAUCCGACAAACAACUUUCCCGAGGGGAUCAUUGGCAUACCAGACGCCGCUCGAGACGCCUCAGUGCAAUACAUGCUGCCAUUGAAUACCACUUCCAAAGAUCGUCACCCCAACCACAUUCUCGGAACGGAGAAUCCACCAUUUCCGGCCAGCGCGUAUCCAGCAGUAGAGAGAGCGGUCCUCGAAAACAAUCGUGGCAUGGAUGACGUGAAGAGCAUGCUCCGUACACACAACGAGGCAAAUAAAAGCGUAUCUGUGGGCUACUCCAUCGUCCCCACAGACUUGGUCGACUGGAUCGUGGUGGUCGAGCAGGCUCGGAGCGAGGUCUGGGCACCGAUCUACCGUCUCCGAAGGAUCAUUCUGGCGACUUUGUUCGCAGUGGUUGGGUUUUGGACACUGUUAUCCUACCCCAUUGCUCAUUGGGCUGUGCUUCCAAUUGUACGCCUGCGAGCUGCCACUGCGCAGACCAUUGAUCCACCACGGAGCCAUCCCAGUCCAGCAUCUUCUGAUGCCUCGAGUCACCAUUUCACGAAAGUGGACACGAAAUCCGUCGAUUCCCGAUCUGCAAACGGCAAACGAAAGGGCUUCGUCGAAACCAUUGCUCGCUGGCGAGGCAAGCGUAAUGGAUCUAUACACAUCGAACCGCGGGACGAUCAACGCUUUCGAAUCCCCGGCAAAGUACCCGGCAAGAACAAAGGUCGGGUCCAAGACGAGAUGACGGACCUCAUCACCACAUUCAACGACAUGUCGGAUGAGUUGUAUCUCCAAUACAGUCAGCUGGACGAGCGUGUGCGCCAGCGUACGAUUGAGCUGGAGCACAGCAAAAAGGCUGCAGAAGCCGCAAAUGAAAGCAAGACGUUGUUCGUGGCCAAUGUCAGUCAUGAAUUGCGGACUCCGCUCAACGGCAUAUUGGGCAUGUGUGCUGUCUGCAUGGAAGAAUCAGAUUUGAACAAGCUCAAGCAGUCGCUGGGAAUCAUUUACAAAAGCGGAGACCUACUCCUCCGCACACUCACCGACUUGCUGACAUUCUCGACCAACCAAGUUGGCCAUCAAGUGCUGAAGCUGGACGAACGAGAAUUUUACCUGCGCGACCUCGAGUCACAGAUCACCGCACUCUUUGGUGAUCAGGCACGAGAGAAGGGCAUCGCGUUGAAAGUCGUCUUCGAGGAUAUGCCGUUGGAGAGGUUCUCCUCUCCGGACCAGCAGCCUAGUCUCAAGGACAUUGCGCUGUGGGGUGAUAUCCAUCGUAUCAUGCAAAUGGUCAUCAACUUCACCUCGAAUGCCCUCAAAUUCACGCCUGCGGAUGGAUUUGUGACGGUGACGGUGCGAGCUCUCUCCGAAACGCCCGUCAGACACCGAUCGAAUGCAGGGAGCACCAUUCGAUAUUCUCACGGGCGAAUAAAAGAUCAGGCCCAACCGUCUCCGAGUGCAGAUGGCACGGCGAAUUUCAUCAAUCCCCGCGAAAUAUGGCACGAGCAGGUCGAUCCGGUGCCUUGUGCGCCCCCUGGGGACGACAUCUACAUUGAAUUCGAUGUGCGUGAUACGGGACCUGGCAUUCCCGAGGAACAGCAGCGGUCCAUCUUCGAACCCUUUGUGCAGGCAUCCGCUGGACUGAGCAGGAAGCACAGCGGUACGGGGCUGGGACUCAGUAUCUGCCUACAGCUUGCCAGUCUGAUGCGCGGAACCAUUGGCCUCACCAGUACCGUGGGCCGUGGCAGCACUUUCACGACGAAGCUGCCUCUGCGGAGGAUCGUUGGCACCGCCAGUGGCCGCAACUCGUUGACGAUGAAGAACUCCGACCGGAUGCCGACUAUGGGAGAACGGCCUACGGAACGCGUUCCUACCAUUGCGGCCAUGACAGCGCGGUCACCCGUGAGUCCUGUAGCUGCUGCGCCUCCUGAUACUGCUGUGCCCCCACCGUUGACGAGUACGCCGUCAUCGCAAGCCCGAGCCAUUGGCAAGGCGGGCAAAGACAUCAAGGCUGGCAAGGAGGCACAGCAAGACUUUAGCAAUGUCAGAAUCCUGGUAGCGGAGGAUAACAAGGUGAAUCAAGAAGUCAUCUUGAGAAUGUUGAAAUUGGAAAAGAUCUUCGACGUCACCAUCGCCCACGACGGCCAAGCCGCUCUUGACCUGAUCAAAGCCAGCACAUUGUCCAGUGAAGCCUCACAGGACUCAGACGAACAAGCUUCAUCAUCCAAUUCCGCCGAAGACUCUGUCUCAUCCUCCUCCUCCACAACCUCCCCCCGCCCCCAUCCCUACGACCUUGUCUUCAUGGAUAUCCAAAUGCCCCGCAUGGACGGUCUCACAUCGACGCGCCUCAUCCGACAACACGGCUAUACCGGCCCCAUUGUCGCUCUGACAGCGUAUGCGGAACAGAGUAACGUCGAAGGCUGCUAUCAAGCCGGAAUGGACUAUUUCCUCGCCAAACCCAUCAAGAGACCGCUACUGAGGAAGGUAUUGACGGAUUGUUGCUCCUCUUCGUCCACUACGAGUGGUUCCACGCCCAAGGAUGCUUCUGAUGACGACGCGAAGAAAGUCUCGGAGACCGACACCACGGCGAAAACGACGACGGCGACGAACGGCGAUGGCGAUAAGGCUGAUGGGAUCCAACAGACAGCAGAAGGGAUUGAAAUGAAGACACUUGCGAAAGACCCCCAACAACAACCGAAUCAAUCACCGAAAAUUUCUCCUUCUUCGUCGGAACCUACCCAGGAAAAAUAA
Messenger RNA from Sphaerulina musiva SO2202, 3597 nucleotides. Its product is annotated as HATPase_c-domain-containing protein. Gene Ontology annotation, biological process: phosphorelay signal transduction system; protein autophosphorylation. NCBI's taxonomy places the organism in Eukaryota, Fungi, Ascomycota, Dothideomycetes, Mycosphaerellales, Mycosphaerellaceae. Gene Ontology annotation, molecular function: phosphorelay sensor kinase activity; histidine phosphotransfer kinase activity. The transcript is spliced from 3 exons. The record is from RefSeq and is a predicted model, not a curated record. Bases 1 to 3597 code for a protein of 1198 amino acids.